Messenger RNA from Hyaloperonospora brassicae, 384 nucleotides. The record is from the annotation of a GenBank genome assembly. NCBI's taxonomy places the organism in Eukaryota, Oomycota, Peronosporomycetes, Peronosporales, Peronosporaceae.
AUGCUCAAAGCCCUGCGCCAUACCGCCUCUGUGCGACACGUGCGCUCGGUUCGCACCCUCACGACCUACUCUGGGGGCCAGCCGUCCGAGGGCCAGGGCGGCUUCUAUGGCUCGGCCAAGACGCGAUCCGAGGCCAACUCCAAGUUCAGCCCUGGCGCACGUGCCGAGCCGCAGGAUCUGACCAAGUUGCAGCAGCUCAUGCUUCAGUGGGAGACGCAGAAGGCCUCGCUCGCUGCUGAAGAGCAGCAGAGGGUGCUUGCGCGGAUUGCGAGCGACGAAGAGACGCUCAUCCAGCGCCUCCUCAUCCGAGGCGCGCCCGUGUGGGGGCUCUCUACACCGCAGCGUCACUUUGUGGCCGAGUGCAGCAAGAUCCACUGUUCUUAG